AGGCUGAUGAACUCGCCGAAGAGCGACAGAGGUGAUGUCUCCCGCCUGCGCCUCUCCUUUUCUUCCAGGCGCAGCUCCCCGGGCCGGCGCAGCUCACCCAGCCGGCGCCGCGCAAGCCCUAGGGAGAAGAAGGAGGAAGUAAAGGUGGUGGUCCGGCUUCGCCCACCCAUGGAGCAGAUGAACCAAUUGGCCUACUUUGUGGAGGCGGACCCAACAAAGCUCUUGGGUUACAGCCAGGAGGAGAGCGGGCGCUCGUCGCCGAGCAGGGCCUGUGUCGGGCUCCGAGGCAGGCCGCAAGCGAGCUUUGGAGGGUUUGAACCGCUCUCCAAGGUCGAGGAGCUGCAAUUCUCACGUGUGGUGGGCCCCGAGGAGGACACGCUUCAGAUGUACAGCGUGCUUGGAUUGAAGGGCCUCAUCGGCGGCAUCACGGACGGCUUUCAGGAGACCGUCUUCGCAUAUGGCCAGACGGGCAGCGGCAAGACCCAUACCAUCCUCGGGUCCCCACAGGAGCUCGGGCUGCUGCAGCUCUGCGCAAAGGAGCUCUUUGCUGCCGUCUUUGCCACCGGGGCGGAGGAAAAGCACCGCAGAGUGCAGCUCGUCUGCCUGGAGAUCAAAAACGAUGAGGUCCUCAACCUCCUCCCAGAGGGAAAUGCUACUGCAAGCCAGGAGGCCGACAUCUUCUGCCACAAAGGCCGGCGCUAUGGCUAUCAGCGGGUGACAGUUUGGAGUUACGAGGAGACCAUGGUGCUGCUGCAGCAAGCCAUCGCUAGCCGGGAGGUUGGCAGCUCCUACGUGAACUCUGAAAGCUCGCGAUCGCAUAUGCUUGUCCGCUUCCUUGUGAAGACGCUGAGGGCCGAGCACGGCCAGCUGGCAGAGGGCGUUGUGGGCAGCUUGACUCUCGUGGAUCUGGCGGGGAACGAGCGCGAGAGCGGCACCAACGGCACGGCCAUCAACGUGUCACUGACGCACUUAAACCGCAUGCUCGUGAAGAUGCAGGAUCGCCAGUUGGAUGAGUGGGAGCCCCAGAUUUGUCAAGGCGUCUUGUGGCUUGAGGUCCUGUCCAUUGCUGGAAACGAGCUUUGCUCAGUCAAGCUGCCGAGGGCCUCCACCCUCCAAAGCAUCAAGGAGGAGAUCUCCCGCGCUGUGAAUUGCAACGUCACUGGGAGUGACCUCCUUUGCUUCAAUGACGAGACCUGGGAGGUGCCGAGCAUGCAGCCCUUGCAGCCGAUCGAUGCCUCCAGGGUCGAGGUGACUUGGGUCAAGAAGGAGGGCUUCCUGAUUGGUGAUCAGCUGUUCUACUGCGGCCCUGGGUUAGCUCUGAACAGCUUAGUGCAGCGGGGCGCCAGAUGCCAAGUCAAAUCAGGCGACACGUUCCACAACUACUUCAAUGUCUUCUUUCCAGAGUCCCGCUGCACGUUGGCCGUGCAUCGGCAGCACCUGGUGCGCAUGCGCCCGGGGGAACAGAGAUUACCGCCGGGCCUGCAGGUGGGGGACGUCUUCUACUACACUGGCCCACCGCGGAAGGGCCAAGGCAAUGCUUUGCUGCCAGCGGGCGCUUGUGGGGAGGUUGUGGAGCCCGGUUUGCUG
Messenger RNA from Effrenium voratum, 1587 nucleotides. The record is from the annotation of a GenBank genome assembly. NCBI's taxonomy places the organism in Eukaryota, Dinophyceae, Suessiales, Symbiodiniaceae.